UUUUGUGAUCUCAAUACAUUAUCAUUUAUCACAUUGUUGAUUGUUCUCAAAUGUAUUAAUUUAUCAUUAAAACAAUAUUAUUAUGAAUUAAUCAUCAUGAUAUAACAAUGGAUUAUAUUAUGGAAAUCAUGAAUAUCUAUUGAAUGUAUUACGGAAUCAGGAUUACGAUCUGCAUUACAUUCUACAGCUUACAACUGAGUUAAAAGUAUAAAUUACAUUUUUUCACGAAUAUGUAUUAACAUUAUUAAGUCAUAACAAAUAAGUACCUAUUAACCUAGUAUUAGUACCUAGUAACUAAAUUAAUAUUGAAUUAUAUUCUUUGAAAAGAUGUCUCAAAACGAAAUUGGUAACUAUGUAAGGACAGCUGAAGAUGUAAAAAAAGUCAUAGAGCACGCAAAACUUUCUGAAAACGAUCUUAAACCAAAUGUACAACCUAUUUAUUUUGGAGAGAAGUUUGAAAACUACAAAUUGUUGCAGUUGGAUGAACACAUACUGGCAGAUCUUAAAUGUGGUCAAACUGUGGUAUUCAAAGGAGAUCAUAAAGAAUCUGCUGUAUUGUGUACUAAGACUAAGACCUAUGAUGUUAAAGAAGCUGAAACAUCAAAUUCAAUUUUAUUACUUCCUGAAUUAACAUUUCCAGAUGAAGAGUUCAACAACAUGGAACUUACUAGCAGAAAAGUAGUUGGUAUAUUCCAUACAUACUUAGAAGUGAAACCUUGUAAACCACGUCUUACGAAAUUGAGACAUUUACUAAAAAAUUGUAGUUACAAAGGAUCAGAACUUGAAAAAGAAGUAUUGGCAACCAGUGAAAUGUAUACAUUUGAGCAUUUAUCGGCCAAAAUACAAGCCAGUGAUAAUGAACUAAAAGAUGCUCUUAAAGAAAUGGGUGCAUUCCAAAUUGAUGGUAAUUGGAGAGUACUAGAUUUUGAAUAUGAAUGUAGAGCUUUAUCAUUUUUAUUAAAUUUGAUUGAUGAACAGUCAUGGCCUUAUAAUACUAUACCUAUGGAUGAAACUCUCAAUAUUCUUGGUGAAUUAUUGCCUCCGGUAAUACUACAACAUAUUAUUGAUCAAUAUAGUACUUGGUGUGUAUCAUCAAAUUUAAGCCAAACACACAGAUCACUAAUUGAAGACAAAGUGUGUAGAUUUAUGGCUGUCGGACUUUUACGUCCAUGUGACAAAUUUAAUUUAACUGAUUUUAAGACAGCCUGGCAAGGAAGUGUUCCAGAAGGAAUGAUUACAAAUUUAAAACAAUUGGACGGUACAGUUCUUGUUGAUCAAUCCAGUCAUCCACAGACAAUUUGUUAUUUCAAUGAACAAGACUUGCCAGACGAUAUAUUGGAAAGAAUUGUUCACUUAUUUCAAGUCAGAAAUAAAUGGACAUUCAAUGAAAUACAACCAUUUCUUGAGAAAUUGUCUACUGAUAAAUUGAAUGUAAAUACCCUGUUAGCUAAGUAUACCAGAGCUACUACUGAUGCGGACGGAGUGCGGUUUUAUUGUUCAAGAUAUAGUUCAAUAAUGUGAUCAGGAACAAUGUGUUGUUUAUAUUUAAUAUUUAAAUAGUUGACGUUUGUGUCUUCGACAAACAGAUUUGCAACAAGGAUCUGAGCACGAAGACCACUUUGGACAUUUUUUACGGUCACAUCUCACUUUUCCAUCCUGAAAAAAAAUUAUCAUUAAAUACUGAAGUGAAACAUAGUUUUAUUCAAAACUGAAAUACAGGGACAGUAUUAAUUUAAUUUAGGUAAACACAUUACAGUUAAAUAGAAUACAAUUAUGUUGAUUAAUGUGUUUAUAAUGAUUUGUUAUACUAAAAUAAUCUGUAUAAUUUAUAAACAUAUAAAUAUAGUAUAGUAAUAAGUAAUUUAAUAUAGCAAUUUGUUAUAUAAACAAACAAUAAUAUUAUAAUAUAGUUAUUGGCAAUCUAAAAUAUGUAAUCUGAACAAUCAUUUUUGAGAUUUUGUAAUAAAUAUACUAUUUUAGAUUUUUAAAUGCAUAAUAACAUUAAGUAAUACAAUUUUUUAACACAUACUUUGCAUUUACAAUUGAUGCACUUGACUUCACCGUGUGAGUAUAUCUUAGGAUGCCAUUCUUGACCAUUCUCAUAUGGUCCUCCAACAGGAUAACUGCAACCACCAUUAGUUAGUAUUUCUAAAUCUGAACCACUCUCUCCAUUGACUUGUUG
Molecule: messenger RNA, 2182 nt
Organism: Acyrthosiphon pisum (pea aphid)
Lineage: Eukaryota; Metazoa; Arthropoda; Insecta; Hemiptera; Aphididae
Product: sister chromatid cohesion protein DCC1
Exons: 9
Coding region: 328-1521 (397 amino acids)
Biological process (GO): maintenance of mitotic sister chromatid cohesion; mitotic sister chromatid cohesion
Cellular component (GO): chromatin; chromosome, centromeric region; Ctf18 RFC-like complex
Source: RefSeq, a predicted model, not a curated record